Messenger RNA from Hyla sarda, 4453 nucleotides. It is a transcript of the gene MYO1D, whose product is annotated as myosin ID. Gene Ontology annotation, cellular component: cytoplasm; actin cytoskeleton; plasma membrane. Gene Ontology annotation, molecular function: ATP binding; actin filament binding; microfilament motor activity. The transcript has 22 exons. The coding region runs from base 638 to 3661 and encodes 1007 amino acids. Gene Ontology annotation, biological process: vesicle transport along actin filament; actin filament organization. Lineage: Eukaryota; Metazoa; Chordata; Amphibia; Anura; Hylidae. The record is from RefSeq and is a predicted model, not a curated record.
UUACCUCUCAGCCUCCCCUUUCUCCUCCUCUCACCUCUCCCACACACUCUUCCUGGACUGUCUAUGGAUGGACAGGAGUUUGAUCAGCAAUAUCCACCAGGAAGGCACAAGAGACAGCGUAUACCUUACUGUUCAGAAGUGACCCUCUCCUGAGAGCUCCUACCUGCACUGAUCCUGUAAGAGACCCCCCUUCUUGCACUGAGACCUUUAAUGAAGGAGACACCCAUCUUGCACUGGGAAGAUUUCAUGAAGGAGACAUUCCAUCUGUACUACUCGAAAACUUCCAUCCUCCAGAAAUUCCAGAGAGUCUUUUUUUUUGUAUACUAGAAGACGUUUCGUAAGUCUUCCAAGAAGUGUUUUUAAUUCUCUGGAAAGAGACCUCACCUGCUAAGAGACUGCAUCCCAGCGGCAUUGUGCACUUGUAGAUCAUACACCUGGGAUGACCAAGAAUCUCAUACUGGCUGGGUGUGACAGAGACUGUCAGUACUCCUGCAGGCAGGGUGCAACAGUGUCCUAUAUUGUGUCAUCAUUACCUAUUUGUGUUGCAUUUGUGUAGUUGUGCACUGAUUGCCUGGUUGGUGGAAACAGUUUUACAUCCAGCGAUUGUGCAAACCGGAAUCGAUUGUGGUGUCCCACCAUGGCGUUACAAGAAGGCUUACAGUAUGGCAAAGCAGACUUUGUCCUUAUGGACUCUGUCACAUUACCAGAAUUUAUGGAUAAUCUGAAACUCAGGUUUGAGAAAGGACGUAUCUAUACAUUCAUCGGGGAAGUAGUGGUCUCUGUGAACCCCUACAAGAAUCUUCCAAUCUACGGGAAGGAUACAAUAGAGCAGUAUAAGGGAAGAGAGCUGUAUGAAAGACCUCCGCAUCUCUUCUCCAUCGCAGACGCAGCCUACAAGGCGAUGAAGAGACGAUGCAAAGACACAUGCAUAGUAAUAUCAGGAGAAAGUGGCGCUGGUAAGACUGAAGCCAGUAAAUAUAUAAUGCAGUACAUUGCCGCCAUUACUAAUCCCAGUCAGCGAGCGGAGGUGGAGAGGGUAAAAAAUAUGCUGCUCAAGUCUAACUGUGUCCUGGAGGCAUUUGGGAAUGCUAAAACUAACCGCAAUGACAACUCCAGUCGGUUUGGAAAAUACAUGGACAUUAACUUUGACUUCAAAGGGGAUCCUAUCGGAGGGCACAUCAGUAACUACUUACUGGAGAAAUCUCGGGUGAUUCUUCAGCAGCUCGGAGAAAGGAAUUUUCACUCUUUUUAUCAGUUGAUCCUGGGAGCACCAGAGCAGACCCUGCGUCCCCUUCAUCUCCAGAAGGAUAUCUCCUCUUACACAUACACCCGAUCCAUGGUUCAGAUGAAGUCUUCAAUAAAUGAUGCUGGAGAUUUCAAGGAAGUAUCAGAAGCCAUGAAAGUGAUUGGGUUUAAACCAGAAGAGAUCCAGACUGUCUACAAAGUCUUGGCCGCUAUUCUACAUCUGGGGAACCUCAAGUUUACUUUGGAUGGCGAUACCCCCCUGAUUGAAAAUAGUAAAGUUGUGUCUGUAGUUGCUGACUUGCUUGGCUCAAAAUUUGAACUUCUGGAGAAGGCGCUACUGUACAGGACGGUGGCUACUGGCAGAGACGUCAUCGACAAACAGCACACAGAGCAAGAAGCCAGUUUUGGCAGAGAUGCCUUUGCCAAGGCUAUCUAUGAACGCCUUUUCUGUUGGAUUGUAAGCCGUAUUAAUGAUGUCAUCGAUGUUAGAAAACAAGAUGCCGCUCUACACGGCAAAAACACGGUUAUUGGUGUGCUGGAUAUCUACGGAUUUGAGAUUUUUGACAAUAACAGCUUUGAACAAUUCUGUAUUAACUAUUGUAAUGAGAAACUACAGCAGCUGUUUAUUCAGCUAGUCCUGACCCAAGAGCAAGAGGAAUAUCAGAGAGAAGGGAUUCCCUGGAAGCAUAUAGAUUAUUUUAACAACCAGAUCAUUGUGGAUUUGGUUGAGCAGCAACAUCGUGGAAUCAUAUCUCUUUUGGACGACGCCUGUAUGAAUGUUGGGAAAGUGACAGACCCCAUGUUCCUGGAUGCACUAAACAAGCAGCUGGGAAAACAUGCCCACUACUCCAGCAGGAAGGUAUGUCAAACAGAUAAAGCUUUGGAAUACGACCGAGAUUUCCGGAUUCGCCACUAUGCAGGAGAUGUUGUUUACUCGGUGGUAGGAUUUAUUGAUAAGAACAAAGACCCGUUGUUUCAGGAUUUUAAGAGACUCAUGUACAACAGUACUAAUCCUGUGCUGAAGACUAUGUGGCCAGAAGGGAAGCUGAGCAUCACAGAGGUCACCAAACGUCCAUUGACCGCAGCUACAUUGUUCAAAAACUCCAUGAUCGCCCUUGUGGAUAAUCUGGCAUCCAAGGAACCUUAUUACGUCCGGUGCAUCAAACCAAAUGACAAAAAGUCCCCAUCUCUGUUUGAUGAUGUACGCUGCAAGCACCAAGUGGAGUAUUUAGGCUUACUGGAGAAUGUCCGUGUCCGACGAGCUGGUUUCGCAUAUCGCCAAGUAUAUGAGAAGUUUCUGCACAGGUACAAGAUGAUCUCCCAGUCGACCUGGCCAAACCAUGACUUGGCUUCAGACCAAAUCGCUGUAAAGAAACUCCUGACUGAGUGUGGUUUCCACCAAGAUGCUGCCUAUGGAAAAACCAAGGUGUUUAUUCGCACCCCACGCACCUUGUUCUCACUGGAGGAAAAAAGGAGUGAGAUGUUGAUAAGAAUCAUCCUCUUCCUGCAAAAGAUGUGGAGAGGAACCCUGGCCCGCUGGAAAUACAAGAGGACAAAGGCAGCCCUCACAAUACUUGGCUACUACAGGCGCUACAAAGUGAAGUCCUACAUCCAUGAGGUGGUCCGAAGGUUUAACGGAGUCCGGAACAGCAGAGAUUACGGGAAGAAUGUAAAAUGGCCAACACCACCCAAGGUUCUUCGGAGAUUCCAGGGAUAUAUGCAGAGUAUCUUCAACAGAUGGAGAGCAUUCCAGCUAAUAAAGAGCAUACCUCCUGCCGACAUACCAAAAAUCAAGGCUAAAGUUGCUGCUUUUGAAAACCUCAAAGGGCACAGAGCAGAUAUGGGCCUCCAGAGGAGCUGGGAGGGGAACUACUUGGCAUCUAAACAAGAAAACAGUCAAGAUUCUGGAUUCUUUGUAUCUCGGGCAAGCGAAUUACAGCGAAAAGACAAGUUCAUGCAGCCGCUCUUCUCCUGUAACGUGCGCAAGGUCAACAGAUUUAAUAAAGUAGAAGACCGCGCCGUCUUUAUAACCGAUAGACACCUGUAUAAAAUGGAUCCCAGCAAGCAGUACAAAGUCAUGAGCAGCACACCUCUAUAUAAUGUAUCUGGUAUCAGCGUGACCGAUGGGAAGGACCAGCUGGUGGUUUUUCACACAAAAGACCGCAAAGACCUUAUUGUAUGUCUAUCUUUUCCUGGACAAUCCCCUCAAGACAGCCGUGUGGGAGAAGUUGUCGGAGUAUUGGCCAACCACUUCAAGAAUGAGAAGAGGCGUCUCCAGGUCACCGUGUCGCACCCAGUCCAGUGUAGCCAGCACGGCAAGUCCUGCUCCAUUACUGUGGAAACCAAGAUAAACCAAGCACAGCCUCACUUCAGCAAGAGCCGCUCCGGCUUCACCUUAAGCGUGCCAGCCAACUAAGAAUCAUGCACCUUCACCAUAUAGUGAUACCGAGUAUCUCAGCUCCGUGCCUUACAUAACCAACUAUGUUGGGGGACCGGAUCCCCCAGCAACUCUGUUGCACAAUUUUAUCCAGGGUUCUUUAGCCUAUAGCAGUCUCUUUAAAAAAUUUAAAAAUUAAAAUCUCUAUAAUUACAUCCUAUAUGAUAUUUCUAGUAAUAAUAAAUACGAUAUGUAGGAUGCUAAAUUCUGUGACGCCAAAUCAUUGGUAAUUGUCUUGAUUGUCGGUGUAUAUGUCAUUUAUUGGACCCGGGGAUGAAGAUAACUUUGGACAAGCACUGGUGCCUGGUAUCCAAAGUAAAGUGACUUCUAUUUGAUCGCAUUGAAUCUCAGAAUAUCAUAGCCCAAAUGGACAAGAGGUUACCCCACCACGUGACAGCAUCACCCUCUGUGGCCUUGUUUCAAAGAGUGGUCCUCCCAUUGCAGAGCAAUGCUUUUAUAACAGUAGUACAAAGCGUCCAUCUUUGGAAACUGCGGGUAUAUAUCUUUCAUGUGCGUCCUAUCCAGCUAGGACUGGAUGGACCAAUACCGUAUGACGGUGCCUUUUGUAAGUGGCUUUGCCCAGGUUUUUCUGCUUGUCUAUGUAUUUAGCAUUCAGUUAUUUUUAUACUUUUGAUAGGUACUGGACACACGUUUAUCAAUGCAAAAAUGACAUAAUGCUACCAGGGUGGCAUAUCCCUCCAAUGCCUGUAAAUUAUUUAAUAAUGUAUGAAUCUCCGUGCUAAAUGAUUUAUAUACUGCAAAAAAAAAAAA